CCCAGUCUCUUUUGUAAUGCUGAUUUGAAAGCUAAACUUUCCCCAAGAAGGGGCUUCUAUGGAGGAGAACGGCAGUCAUUUUGAGCCGAAUUUAAUCAAGAUCUUGUUGUGAAGGUUUUCUAGAUGCACUGAUGAUGGAUUACACAUAGACCAUACCUUUUGAAUAUGGCCAGUAAUACCAAAGGUGAUUCCAGGAGUGAUAGGGAUUCAAUUGCUUAUGAUGAUGUGGUGUCUUCAGGAGAUUUAAGCAAUGAAGAAGCUGCUCCAGCAGAAAAUGUACAAAAGAGGGGUGAUGCUUCACCUUUUGAAGGCAAGGGCACUAUGCAAACCCAAAACAAAGAUUUGAGAGGACAAAAUAAAACUGAAAAUUUAAAGACAGCUGAUGGAGGAAAAGAUGCAGAUAAUGAAAAUGACUCUAGUAAGGUGUUAUCUAAACCUAAUGAUAUUGAGUCCAAUGAUCAAGGUUCACGAAAUGAUAGACUGAAAAAUUGCAAGGAAAAUGGCAAGGAACAGUGGACACCAGUGAAAGCAGAUUUAAAUAAGAAUAAAGAUGGCAAGGGAUUCAUCGCUGGAGCAAAAACUGAAAAUGAUUCUAGUCCUCAGGUACCCUCAAGACGUCAACCUCAAAAGAGGGCUAGUAAUGACAUGGAACAAAAAACUUCACUCAGUCACAGUCCUGAAGGUGACCCUGUCAAGCCACCUAGAAGGCGUUUGCCACAAGUACCAAACUCUGCUGAACCAAAGGCUGAUCAGAAGAGUUCAUCAGAUGAAGGUGAUGUGCUUUCUGUGACCAGUAAUGACUCGGGUGAACAAAAACUUGAGGAAAUUAUUUGCAAGCCAGUGCUAACAUCAAGUCCAAACCAAGAUGAGCUACCUAGCUUGACUGUAGAAAAUAAUGUGAUGGACACGAGCCGCAAAGUCCUUUCAUUCAUGGAUGUGUCCUCUGAAGGUGGUGUUAGAAAAGUGGAAUCAUUUUAUGACUUUCUUUACUCUCAAGAGGGUGCUGAUGUUUCUAAAGAAAGAUCAACAUCUCCUAUUUUAGUGCAAAGGCGGGACACAAUUGGUAGUGCACUGUCUGGUUCACAGGAACAUCUAUAUGAUGAUGUUCCAAGAGAUAGCAGUGUUGCCCAGAGCUGGAAAAGUAAUGGAACAUAUGAUGAGGUCAUAGUCAACAGAGAGGCAUAUGUCAUGCCUUCACAUGAUGAUGAAAGUGAUGACUACUCUGAAAACGACCCAUGGGGUUCAGACUUUGAAACUGAAGAUGACAUCACAUAUGGAGGCAGUAUAAGAACACAAGAUGGUUUUAUCGAUGAGGAAGAGGAAGAGGAUCCAUAUGAUACGGUGGAAAUAAGUCCCAUGAGGGAACGGAAGAGACCGUUUCAAUUUGUAUCAGAAAUUGCAAACUUCUCGCCAUUUUCCACUGGGAAGAAGUCAUCACUGACCAGUCCAGGACUGAAGGCCCAAUUUAAGGGUUGCCUUGGACUGAAUAGAGUGCCAAGUAUACCAUACUUGGCCAGUAACUCACAAAAAGAAAACGAAGAAGCAAAUGCAGUUUAUGUUGACCCAGAUAUCACAGACUCUGUAAACUAUCAGCAGCCUGUCAUGCCACCCAUGCCAGAAGGGUUAUCCAAUGAGCAGGUCAAAAGAUACCAAAUUGUGAAGUUCAUGCUGGAGAGUGAAGCAGAUUAUAUGAGACUUCUGGAUCAACUUAGCAAGCAAUACGAGCUACCCAUCAGAGAGCGUGAUCUUCUCGAGCCAAACAAGAUUGACAUCAUUUUCCAACAUGUACAUAGAGUAUUGCAGUGUCAUGCCAUGUUUAAUAUUGCACUGAGUGCAAGGAUGUCAGACUGGACACCAGAUAUGAAAGUUGGCGACAUCCUGUAUGCUCUGUUUUGCAAAUCCAUGGUCCUGGAUGCUUACAGCGGAUAUGUGAACAAUUUUGCCAAAGCUAUGGAUACAGUGAAAGUAGCUUGUAGAACUCAUCUGGCAUUUGCACAGUUUUUAAAGUCACGCAGACAGUCAAGCCUUGACCACCUCUCCCUUCAUAAUUUGAUGUUGAGACCAAUUUAUAGAUUUCCACAAAUUUUGGCCCUUCUACAGGAGUUGCUGGUUGUGACUCCCAGGGACCAUCCAGAUCGUGUUCCCCUUCAGCUUGCUCUUACUCAGUUAGAGUGUCUGGCAGAAAGUCUCAGGGAAAGGAAGAGAGAGGCUGAGCUAAGAAAUAAAGUGAAACUGUUGGAUGGGUUGGUGGCACAAAGCCACAAGACUUUGGCUUCUGGAAAUAGGUACUUCAUAAGACAGGACGACUUCGUACAAUGUAAUGUUGAAGGUGAAUCAAUCCUUGGGACAAAGAAACGACGCAUUAUCAUGUUGUCAGACAUGCUGCUUUGUGUUUCUCUCAUUAAGGGGAAGAAAGACCGUGCCAUGCACAUGGUUAUUGACCCAAAAGCCAAGUACAAACUGAAGUGGAAUGUUCCAUUGAGUGAUGUGAAUAUCGUGGAAUAUGGUCCGGGUGUUAACAUACUGACAAAUUCCUACAGAACAACGAUAAAGCACUCUAAUGAAGGUCAGUAUCGAAGUGCUUACAGUGGUUGCCGGGAACACUUUGAAGACCUGCAGCAGGACUUAGCUAUCAUUGGUCAAAUCGCUGGCCUCGUGUCCACGCUAAGACGGUCAUACCAGGUUCUUGAUAUGGAAAAGGUUCAGAAAUGGCACAAGGCAGUGCAGAGGACAAUCGAGGAAGAAACACGACUGGCCAAUCUUUAUUGGCUCGAGUUGUCAUUACCAUCUAAGAAUGGCAAUGUAAACUACAUUUUUAGCACAGACUCGCCAACAGUGAAAGCGGAAUGGGUCACAGCUCUUAAUACGUCUAAGUUGCGACUGGCCCCUGAAAACAAUCCAGGUUGGUAUCUUCCAGAAGAUGAUGGAACUGGAGGCGUGGCCGUUCAAAGGCGGAACAUGCCUCUCCUCAAAGAUAACUCAAAUUUAUUUAUGCUCAACCAGAAGGCAAAGAUUCAAUGUAUCGUGAGUUGUCCAGAUAUUUCGGAUUCUCUUCCCGGUGUCCACGACAACUACAACAUUCUUUGGCUCCUUUGCGGAAGUGGAGAUAAUGCCGGUCACGUGUCUGUAGUCAAAGUUUCCCUUGCCACCCCUCCACAGGUGGUAGAGUCGUUUCACGUGUGUGAGUCCAAUAUCUUGUGUGGUGCGUACAUGGAAAGGACCUGCGGCGAGGAGAAGAAAUUCAAGGGAACGGUCAGCGGAAGGUUUGGCUUUCCUUUUCCCACGGUCUGGUUAGGAACACAGGGAGGAAGAAUUUUUAUCUAUAAUGCGGCGGACGCCACACGGCGCUACGUCAUGUCAGUAAAACUUCCAGACGCAGUCUUGCAAAUCAAAACGAUAAACAUGAAAAUCUUUGCAGCUGUGGCUGAUGGUAGCGUUAUUAUUUUCAAACGCAAUCAAGCGGGCACAUGGAACUUCAGUGAACCAAAGGCCGUCGGUCUCGGUAAAGCUCCUGUCAUGGCGAUGGCGGCUGUGAAAGAAAAUCUUUGGUGUUCCUGUGGUAACAAGCUGUUCAUUUUAGACUGCAAUGAAGAGAUUAUCAAGCACGUGAUUGAAGUCGAUGAAAAUCCCAAGACGAGUAUCAAGCUUCUUGUUUGUUACGGUGUGGGUGUGUGGGUGUCUGUCUGGAAGCAGCCGUCAAUCAAGUUGUUCCAUAGUGAGACACUGAAGCACGUGCAAGAUAUCAGCAUCGCCUCUCCUGUCACCAAUAUGCAACGGGAUAUCGACUCUCAGCUGGAGAAGACAAAACUAGACCAAGUAUAUGCCACAGCCCUCGCUGCCGAUGAGGGUUUACUGUGGGUCGGUACAAGUGUUGGAGUCACUCUUGUGUUUCCUUUGCCACAGCUGGAGGGAAUACCGCUUGUGUCUGGUAGAGCUUGUGUUGCUUUUCACUCGUACGGUAGCAGUGUGCGAUGUUUUUACCCGCUGAAGAAUAACCCAAACCUCGGAACGGGACAGGGUCCCGACACAAACAAAGUUGACUCGAGUUUGUUUCGUGAGAAUGAAGUCAGAGAUGCUUGUGUUCAAACAGACGCGGGAAUCUCCGGGGUCUGGUCUCACGCGUCACGUGGUUCGGCCUUAGCCAAUCAAAGUAAUGCAUCUCCUACAAAAGACAGUGACAGAGCUAAGGGACAAACUACGGACCGAGAGGAUGAGGAGGACUUGUCUGACGAAGAUGUCGACAGCGAUGACGAGUUUAACUUUGUGGAGGAUAAACAACAAACUCUGACUGGUGUACAGAUUAGAUCAAGUGUAGGGACUGCAUCUUCAUCGGAUUCAUUCAAAAUCAAGUUCGAAGGGACUGAGGAGUCUGCUAACAGCCUCCUCAGGAGCUCGGUUCAUUCCGACGAUGUUGUUGGCAAAACCGAAUUCCGAGUAGACGACUUCGCCCGAAUGUUAUCCGAAUUCAAGGGCUUUGGAAGCCAUCCGACGACAAGUGUUCCGGAGCCACCCCAAAUCCCACUCAAUCUUCUCAGUGAUCAGGCCCAUUCCAAAGGUGGAACUCUAUCUGAAGGCCAAGAAAGUGGAAAAGCAUCUGCAAGUACUGAUGAAACAGUUGGAAGUGGUUUUGCGCUCGGACAAGCAGAAAUCGGAAGUGGAAGCGAAGAUGCAGCUUCCAGGGAUAGGGUACUAUCUGUUGGUGAAAAUGUCAAACUGAACGAUGCUCACGCGACUGCUGAAGCUCACGGUAGUAACUUUGAAACCGGAAGUGAGUCUGCUGGGGAAUCUUCUGGAUCUAAAGGCGAUGAACCUAGCGAUCUCUUACCGGAAGUUGAAAACAAGGCAGGAAACGAUGGCGGUACCGGCAACCUCGAGGUGGGUUCCUUUGCAACUCCAGCCUACUUGGAAGUUCUGAGAGACUCAGAUUCUAGGGCUGUAAAGUCACCGGAAACGGCUAAGACGUCAGAAGUGAUUUACGACAGUCCUCGGCAAGACGAUAGCUACAGUGUUUUCGACAGAAGUCAGUUGCAAUAUUACACAACCGGAAGUACAGCUAAAGUGGAGAACUUGAAACCCAGGCUGCCGUUCCCUGUUCUAUUCGUAAGCGCAGGCGAAGGGUAUGCGGACUUGAGGCGAAAGCGACGGGACGAAAACGACAAAGAGCCGAGGCUCAUGAUCUGGCAAAUAAUCUAGGAGGGAAUCCGAUAGAAAUCCAGGGAAAUCGGAAAAUCUUCGUUGCAUUUCGGACUGGUCUCGAAAAAGAGCACGAAUGCAAAGGAAACUCGACUGAGAAGGCAAGUACAAUUUUAGGAUUUGAGACAGAGAUUUGUAUUCAGGCAAUUUUAUGAUUUGCUUGUCAUGAGCAUCAUUUUUUAUAUUGACUUUUGACUUGAAAUAGUAGUACAAAUCAUAUUGAAUGUUAUUUUAUGAAUAAACAAAAACAAAUAUUAAAUCAUACAGAUUUUUAGUUGAUAACACAAGAUUAUUUUUAUAUCGUUAUACAAGUUAAUGUAAAUUAGGUUGUUUUUGCUAUUUUUACGUGUUCUUAGUUAUUGCUUCUUUUCAUAAAGUUUCGUAGUAGUUUCGUCGUACUUUAGACUGUUUGAAGACGAAGUAUCGAAGAACUAAAGCAAAAAUAAUCGUUACAGCCAUUCAAAACAAAAUAAGACUUCACAAGAAGCCAACUUGGAGACAGUACUCGAUGCUAUUGAAACUGGGAUGUCUGGCCCAUGUAUUGCUUGUGAGCAAUAUUGCCGCAGAAAUAGUCUUGGUAAAUGAAAAUCUGUCAAGGGAAAAGGGCUAUUGCAAAUUGUCAGUAAUCUGCUAAAAUUCCAAUUUAUCUUAUUCCUUCACUGUAAACCGUUUUCUUUUUCCACGGGUCGUGUAUCACUUGUUUGGAGUGGGGAGGGUGGGGAAUUGCAAUACAGGGAAUCUGUGAACGGACAGAUUAGAGGCUUUGGAAUUUGUUUUUUGAAACUGAUUUAGUUGUGAAUUGAUAACGUAUAUGCUGCUUAAUUUAAUUUAUUUGAAUAUGAAUAAUAAAAGUUUUCCGGAUGAUGAUUUUUCUGAUA
Molecule: messenger RNA, 6071 nt
Organism: Pocillopora verrucosa
Lineage: Eukaryota; Metazoa; Cnidaria; Anthozoa; Scleractinia; Pocilloporidae
Product: rho guanine nucleotide exchange factor 10
Biological process (GO): positive regulation of stress fiber assembly; actin cytoskeleton organization
Molecular function (GO): guanyl-nucleotide exchange factor activity
Source: RefSeq, a predicted model, not a curated record